AUGGCAUUGUCACGUGCAUUGUUCGCUUUUUCUGUGCUUGAACGCAUACCGUGUUUGCCGGACCAGGUUUACUUUCCAGCUUGUAUGUUUUUCGUAGCUGGACCAAAUUUUUGCCGAAAGCCGUUGCCGAAUUUUACGCCUUCCCGCGAAUCACCGUUGGUCGCCAGUCGGCGAGGUAAACAACGGCGACUUUCUGUGGACAAGGUGUAUUCUAACAAGUCAAUAUCGAACAUCGUCGAGUCCAGUCAUUACACCGAAAUCCAUAACUGGUGUCGUGAAGAAGGCCAACCAUGCAAAUGGUCGUUUUGGUCAAGGCCGUAUCAUUGCAUCGUUGGUGAAUACGAGAGCGAGCCGCUGCUAGUGCCGGACGGCUGUCAAUUUGCCCAUGUUGACGACCGGAACUUGUGUGCAAAUUUUUCGUCAUGGAACGCGACGGCGAUUCAGAACUGCGCGAAUCGCAAUGGUCAGCGAGUGCUAUCGUUCUCGAUGCUCGAGUCUUGCGGUCUGGACCGCUUCUCCGGGGUGCAGUUCGUCUGUUGUCCUGCCAAGGAUGAGAAGUCGACUACGACGACGACGAUGGCUAACGCCCGCCGUCUGCAGAACAUCAGCGCAAAACUGCAGAACGAAGCUUUGGCCGUCGAAUACGACGCUAGCGACAACGAGAGCGACGAGGAUGACGGUGAUGACGAAGACGAUGGGCAGUACGACCGUAUCGACGCCUCACAGGUGACCAAGUCCACUGCCGCGCCUAAGUCGCCUGUAGCUACGUUGACCAAGGCAUUCGUUACGAAGGACGUCGUUAUGACCGAUGACGACGAUGAUGAUGACGAAGACGAUGAAGACGAUGACUUUGAAGAAAAGGACCCAUACUUCCGGAUUGCCGAUCCAAAACGAGAGCACGAAUUGUACCAUGCUGCUCUGCAGCGCCUGGAGCAGCGACAUCGUCCGAAAGUUAAUAAGGAAAUCAAGGAGUGGUCAGAAGCGCAACUCCGCUACAAGGAGGUGAAGGAGAAAGAUCCGAAAUAUGCUGAGAAGUUGAACAAACAGAUUAGCAAGAGUUUCGAAAACACAGUGGCCGCGCUGGAAGAGGAGUACAGGGACGAACGGCUGCAAAUCGAGGAGGUGCACCAGCAGCGAGUGAUGGCGGAGAUGAACGAGAAGAAGCGUGCAGCGUUGAAGUUGUUCCGUGCCAGCCUCGUUUCGUCUAAACCUAACCGCAAGAACCUGUUGCACGCGAUGAAGGCGUUGUUCCGCAUCGAAGAGAAAAACCGUACUCACCUGCUGAACCAUUUCAAACAUCUGUUGAGAACCGACCCGGAGGCAGCCAGUGCUUUCAAGUCGUCCCUGCAGAAAGGCCUGAGGGACAUCGACCUGUCGGAGAACCGGACGAUCGCAAUGCUACGACAGACUCCAUCUUUGGAGAGUAAAGUCAGGACCGCCAUAAUGGAAUUCUGGCAAAUAUACCGACAAGAAAACACCCCGGACGUGUCAAGUAGCUACCUGACUUCGAUCCACGAUCCACACAGCAAUGAGCGGUUGAUUGCUUUUUACGAAAGCCAAUACAGAUCAGAUUUUGGCAACAGGAACAAAAUCAAAUGGAGGAACAAUGUGGAUGUCGCAAAUGUUGUCAACCAGCAGCAGCGCAAAGAGCAGUCGCCGCCUGAGCCUCCUGUCAUGGUACGUGACCCACAAUCGGUAGACAAAAAGAAACCAUCCAGCACGGGCGAAGAGAGUGCCCACACUUCAUUUCACUACAAGCCGUUGGAUUCGUUCGUGAAGAAGAACAACCUCGUUCAAGAGUUUGUAAGUAAGCAGUAUCGAUCCCACCUUUCGAUCGUGUUUCUUCAGGUCGACGCUUGCACUCCCGAAGAACGGCACGUCGCAUGCAUGCAAAUCAACGGAUACGAGAACCCGGCAUACAAAUAUUUUGAAGACCGAUCGUAA
Soboliphyme baturini is the source of this 1944-nucleotide messenger RNA. The record is from the annotation of a GenBank genome assembly. Lineage: Eukaryota; Metazoa; Nematoda; Enoplea; Dioctophymatida; Soboliphymatidae.